Messenger RNA from Perca fluviatilis (European perch), 3362 nucleotides. RefSeq names its product KIAA0513 ortholog. Lineage: Eukaryota; Metazoa; Chordata; Actinopteri; Perciformes; Percidae. The coding region runs from base 302 to 1603 and encodes 433 amino acids. The record is from RefSeq and is a predicted model, not a curated record. The transcript has 13 exons.
CUCUCUUUGCGCCUGCGCUCUUGUUCCCUUAAAGACCACAGUGGAGUCUACGACACCCAAACAGCAGUGAGCAGCAGUCCUCUUGUCUCCAGCCAGCACGGGACAUUUCACAUGCAUUGGGUUUGUGAGUUCACUUGAUGUCGGCACCCUCAGGGGUUGGGAGGGUCUGCAAAAUCAAAACCAAAACCCAAUAAUACAGUUGAAACUUCCAACUAGCACCUACACCUGCGACCACUCUCAUGUUCCUGCAGAGCACUGAAUAGUUCAUUCUAAAAACACUAUUGCAGAGCUUAUUGCCAACAUGGAGGGCGUAGCAGUGGACAACCUAAUAGACUUUGACCUGCCCUCAGAGGCCACAGCUCUAAGCAAAGAUGGAGGCCAACACCAAGGCCAGAGAGACAUUUUCUCACCAGAGCAGACACCUUCGAUGGGAGUCCACCAGCAGCCCUUACUGCCAGAGCCCAUAGCGCCAAAUAAGCCCAGCACUCACCACCACCGCCAACACCACCAAGAGGAAGGAGACAAUGACAGCGAUGCUACAGAGUCGGCAGACAGCGAGAACGACAUGGACCCGCCCUCUCACAUGUGGGAGCUGAGGAGGUCGUCCUCUUCGUCCGCUCACAGUGGAGAAGACGCUGACACUCAGACGGUGGAGAGGAGGCACUUCAUGAAGGCUUAUGUGGAGAAGGUGUUUCACGGAAAGGAGGACUUUGACCAGGAAGAGAAGGCUCGUUUUGGAGAGCUGUGCAGUGGAGAGAAUGGCAAAGGCAGGGAGUGGUUUGCCAAAUACGUCAGCGCACAGCGCUGCCACUCUAAAUGUGUGAGUGAAGCCACCUUCUACAGACUGGUGCAGUCUUUUGCAGUUGUCCUGUUUGAAUGUUAUCAGAUGGAUGACUACAGCCCAGCCAAAAACCUCAUGACUAUGUGCUUCACAUACUACUACAGUGGGAAGUCCCAGCCAUCUCCCUCGGAGCUGCUGGAUCGUGGCGGUCCUCCAGCUGGUCUGGACUCGUACAUCAACAAGGCCAACUCCUGGCUGUCUGUGAAGAAAGAUGCCGCUGAGCGCCUCCUCAAAACCACAUCUAAAACUGAUGUCAAGGGCUUCUUUGGAGGCCUAGAGAGCAAGCUAAGGGGCUCAAUGGCUCCCAAGACUGAGGAUGGGGAAAGCCCAGUUGAGACAAAGCCCAAAUCACCAGUGUCUGAGGUUCCAGAGGUAAAGAAAGGAGAGAAGGUGUACCUGUACACCCACCUGAAGCAGCAACCCAUCUGGCACACUCUUAGAUUUUGGAACGCUGCGUUUUUUGAUGCCGUCCAUUGUGAGAGGACGAAAAGAUCACCAACCACGAGGGGAACGCAGGAUGAAGAGAAAGACGAGAGGGAGAAGUGGUGUCAUAUGACCCAGGAGGAGAGGGACGACAGCUCCAAAAUCGAUGAGAACAUCGCCUUCGGCCAGCUGGGGACAUUCACUCAUAACAUGCUGGCGUUUGGGCUCAGCAAGAAGCUCUGUAAUGACUUCCUGAAGAAGCAGGCCGUCAUUGGGAACCUGAAUGAAGAACAGUACAAGUUGCUGAGUGACCACAUAGAGAAAAUGGCAGCAGAGUGAGUUUGAGGACGACCGCAGCAUUUCAGAGUCUCCACAUCACAAACUGGCAGCACAAUGUCCCAGUGACCAACUCUCUGUUUGACUGUCGUGGUAUUUGUGCGUUGCUCUGCUGAAAAACAACAUCCCCGGCUGUACUGAACUGUGCCAUAGUUGUAGCAAACCCUAUUUAUCCAUCAGAAAAAAGCAGCAAAGUCUUCCUCCUGAUUACGUACUCCCUUUUACCCACGCAUUUACAAUCUAAUGGUAUUCAUUUUAUGUUUUUUUAAUUAUAAACUUGAUUAUACCCAUGGGAUCUUUAGAGACUAUACAUAUCUUUUCAAAGUGCCUUCCAUGAAAGUUAAUGUAUUUUUAUCUCGAGAUGCUACGCUCGAUUGCCCAACCAAACACUAAUGCAGAGCCUGCACUGAUCACUCUAUUACUUAUUCCCAGAUAAAAAACACUUCUGCACACAAUAUUUUUUAUUGUAAUGCUAUGUGUUUUCAGUGAUGGACCUAAGUAGCAGUUUAAUUUCAUUUGGUUGAGCUGUAAUUUAUACAAUGCAUAGUUUAGCAUGUCGCCUGGAUGAAAGUACACAUUCUUUCCUAUCCUGCUACAUAUGUAUGCUAUCUAUCUGUAUAUCUAUCUAGCAGGUGCAAACAGCAUCAAGCUAAUGUAAAAUGAGUAACUGAACUGUGAAGUGACAUUUCCUAAUUGUAUUACUUCAUCCUACCACUUAGGGGUAGCAUUGUGUCUUCAUUUAAAGCAUGUCUCAAUAAAAGGUUCCUAAAUUCAAUAGUCCUUAGCUUUAGGCUCGAGAACGCAUCAUUGAGUGUUUUUCAAUAAUGAAAUAUGGUUACCUACAUUUGAAGGCCAGGAUGAUGCACUUUUUGGCAGGUUGAAUCCCAUUUCAGAUUGAUAAUCUGUGUUAAUCUGUGUGGAUGACGUCAUUUUGUAAAUACUGUACAUAUUUCUCUGUAUGUCUGUAAGAAUUGAUCACGUGCUGCUGUUUGUGAACUGUAGGUAAAUGUAAUGUAUAAACAAUAGAUGUAAUUGUACAUUGUGUCCAUGAGAACAUACAUGUCUAACUGUAGUUAUGACCCUGAAGUGCCCCCAUUAAUCCAACCUCUGACAUGCUCGUUCAAAGUAUUUGCAUAUCGUGUUGUGCAAUAAUCUCCAAUGUAAAUGUAAAUCAUUCCUUCCCAGCUGAGUGACACGUUUGGAGCUACAUGCAGUAUAUUCAUACAAAUCAUACCAAUCCCAUAGACAGCCUUGUAAACCUCUGUUUGCUUUGCACCAUUUUUAUUGACUCUUUCAAUUCUCUCAGGUGUCUCUUUGCAUGUGCUCUAAGUCCAUUUCUAAAUCUUUGAAACAUAUUCUUAGACUAUGUACGCGAUAGCUAAAUACCCUUCAUUCCUGAUGUGACCAUGUUGCAACUUUGUAUACCCUUCUGUGUACACCCUUCGGGCUUGGUUGAAGUAUUGACCUGUAUAUUGUACUUUUUAGCUCAGCAUGAGCCAUUUGCACUAAAUUUAGUCUCAACAUCUGUACUCUCGUAGCUAUUAAAUAUUGUUAUAUUGAUGCCUUGUACAAAUGUUCUGCAUAGCCAGUGCCCCCUCUCUCUUGAACAGAUCUGUUAUGAAAUGUUGAUGGUAGUUUGUCUUUUGUAGCCUAGAUGAAAAGACCAUUUAAACCAUAUUGACUUUGUGUCAAUUGGUCAUUAAAGUAGUACGUUAGGUUUUUCAUGUGAUUGCCCUUUUGAUAAACUCAUGUUGUGAAGAUA